Messenger RNA from Kogia breviceps (pygmy sperm whale), 907 nucleotides. Its product is annotated as small ubiquitin-related modifier 1-like. NCBI's taxonomy places the organism in Eukaryota, Metazoa, Chordata, Mammalia, Artiodactyla, Physeteridae. Gene Ontology annotation, molecular function: ubiquitin-like protein ligase binding; protein tag activity. Gene Ontology annotation, biological process: protein sumoylation. The record is from RefSeq and is a predicted model, not a curated record. Gene Ontology annotation, cellular component: PML body; nucleus.
GGUGCUGUGCUGUGGGGAAGGGAGACGGAUUUGUAAACCUCGGAGCGAGGUUCUGCAUACCCGAGGCCGCUGCUGUGCGGAGACCCCAGGGGAAACCACCGUCACCAUGUCUGACCAGGAGGCAAAACCUUCAACUGAGGACUUGGGGGAUAAGAAGGAAGGAGACUAUGUUAAACUCAAAGUCAUCGGACAGGAUAGCAGUGAGAUUCACUUCAAAGUGAAAAUGACAACACAUCUCAAGAAACUCAAAGAAUCAUACUGUCAAAGACAGGGAGUUCCCAUGAAUUCACUCAGGUUUCUCUUUGAAGGUCAGAGAAUUGCUGAUAAUCACACUCCAAAAGAAUUGGGAAUGGAGGAAGAAGAUGUGAUUGAAGUUUAUCAGGAACAAACAGGGGGUCGUUCAACAACUCAGAUAUUUUUAUUUUUUUUCUUUUCCCUUAAUCCUUUUUUAUUUUUUAAAAUAGUUCUUUUGUAAUGUGGUGUUCAAAACAGAAUUGAAAACUGGCAUCCCAUCUCUUUAGAACAUCUGGUAAUUUGAAUUCUAGUGCUCAUUUUUCAUUAUUGUUUGUUUUCAUUGUGCUGAUUUUUGGUGAUCAAACCUCAGCCCCAUUCAUAUCACCCUCUCCUUUUUAAAAAUUACGUGUGUGCACAGAAAGCCCGCCUUUUCCAGGACUGUGCAUUUAUAGGCUUGUGAUAAAUAAGAUUGACUAAUGUGAGUGUUCAUAAUGACUUUCCAAUUGGCCCUGAAGUUCUAGCAUGUGAUCGCUUCACUCCUGGACUGUGACUUUCAGUGGGAGAUGGAAGUGUUUCAGAGAACUGAACUGUGGAAAAAUGACCUUUCCUUAACUUGAAGCUACUUUUAGAAUCUGAGCGUCUGGACCAAAAGAAGAGGAAUAUCAGGUUGGAG